CGGCGGUUUCUUCUAUCUUCUCUCGCGCGAGAGAGAAAGAGGCUUUAGAUUUCUCAGCGAAGAUGACAGUAGAGACGGUGAAUGGGGGUGUAAGCGAAACCCUCCAAUUUCAAAAUGGCAAAAAAUCCUCUCGGGAGAGCGAGCGUCGUCGCAGGCGGAGGAAGCAGAAGAAGAACAAGAACCCCUCUGCUGCUACAGAAGCCAACGGAGGAGGCGCUGCCGAAGAUAGUGAUGGAGGCGAUGCCACCGACGAUGCCAAGGAGAACACCGAUCCCCUUCAGGUUGCAGAGAAAGUAGAAAUCGAGUACAUUCCGGAGAAGGCAGAAUUUGAGGACGAUCUUCUUGAAGAUUUCAAGAAGGUCUUUGAGAAGUUCAGCUUUGCUGAUUCUACUUCUGGCGCUGAGGGUAAUGAUAAGCAGGAUGAAACGGCUCAAAACGCAGCGUCCAGCAAGAAAGCUGACUCGGACUCAGAUGAGGAAGAGCAAGAUGCGCAGCAGAAAGAGAAGGGAGGGCUCUCUAAUAAGAAGAAAAAGCUCCAACGGAGAAUGAAGAUUGCCGAACUGAAACAAAUAUGCUCGAGGCCUGAUGUGGUCGAGGUUUGGGAUGCAACAGCAGCAGAUCCAAAGUUGCUUGUGUUUCUGAAAUCAUACAGAAAUACUGUUCCUGUACCCAGGCAUUGGUGUCAGAAGCGGAAGUUUUUACAAGGAAAGCGAGGUAUUGAGAAACAGCCUUUCCAACUUCCUGAUUUCAUUGCUGCAACUGGAAUUGAGAAGAUAAGGCAGGCAUACAUUGAAAAAGAGGAUAGCAAAAAGUUGAAACAGAAGCAACGUGAGCGUAUGCAGCCAAAGAUGGGAAAGAUGGAUAUUGAUUAUCAGGUUCUCCACGAUGCGUUCUUUAAAUAUCAAACCAAGCCAAAACUGACCAGCCAUGGUGACCUUUAUCAUGAAGGGAAAGAAUUCGAGGUGAAGCUUAGGGAGAUGAAGCCAGGUGUCUUGUCACAGGAACUAAAAGAAGCUCUUGGUAUGCCAGAUGGUGCCCCUCCUCCCUGGCUUAUCAACAUGCAGAGAUAUGGUCCUCCCCCUUCUUAUCCGCAUCUCAAAAUUGCUGGCUUGAAUGCUCCGAUCCCUCCUGGAGCUAGCUUUGGUUAUCAUCCUGGAGGCUGGGGUAAACCUCCCGUUGAUGAAUAUGGGCGUCCUUUAUACGGAGAUGUUUUUGGUGUCCAACAACACGAACAACUCAACUAUGAGGAAGAGCCAGUUGAUAGGAGCAAGCAUUGGGGUGAUUUGGAGGAAGAAGAGGAGGAAGAAGAGGAAGAGGAAGAACAGAUGGAGGAAGAGGAAUUGGAGGCAGGCAUUCAAUCUGUGGACAGUCUUUCGAGCACUCCCACUGGUGUGGAGACCCCUGAUGUCAUCGACCUCCGGAAGCAACAGAGGAAGGAGCCUGAGAAACCUCUGUAUCAAGUUCUUGAAGAGAAAGAAGAAAAGAUUGCUCCAGGAACUUUGCUCGGAACAACGCAUACGUAUGUGGUUGGCAGUGGCGCACAGGACAAGGCAGCUGCCAAAAGGGUUGAUCUGCUUCGGGGACAGAAGGCAGACAAAGUGGAUGUCACGCUACAGCCUGAAGAGUUGGAAGUUUUGGACAAUGUUUUGGCAGCCAAGUAUGAGGAAGCAAGGGAGGAGGAAAAACAGCGAAACCAACGGGAAGAUUUCAGCGACAUGGUCGCAGAGGUUGAGAAGAAGAGGAAGCGCAAGAUGCAGGAGAAGGAAGGGAAAUCUAAGAAGAGAGAUUUCAAGUUUUAGGAGGUUGAUUUUCAUGUCCCUAAUUUUUGUGUGGGAGGCCUAAUUGUGUUGGUUUAACUUACGUUGGAGGCAAAUCUUCCCGCCUUGUUGGGUUGAGGCUGUUAGUGCAUCAGAUCAGUUGUAAUAGAGGUGUAAUGGGUUGUAUAUAGAUGGAUCAGAUUGGACCUGAAGCCGACCAGUUUAGCAAUAAGAUCUAGAUGUGGGUCCAGACCCUGAUCCACUGUGUCAUCAGGAGCGGCCCAUUCACAACCCGUAUUAUGUUUUGUUUCUUAAAUUGUGAUAGAGAUAAUCCUAUUCUACCAUCUUCUUAAGAAUUGAAGAUUGAAGAAUCCACUUCUGCUUUA
This is a messenger RNA of Magnolia sinica, 2143 nucleotides long. RefSeq lists its product as uncharacterized. Gene Ontology annotation, biological process: mRNA splicing, via spliceosome. Gene Ontology annotation, cellular component: U2-type spliceosomal complex; catalytic step 2 spliceosome; U12-type spliceosomal complex. Lineage: Eukaryota; Viridiplantae; Streptophyta; Magnoliopsida; Magnoliales; Magnoliaceae. The coding region runs from base 63 to 1799 and encodes 578 amino acids. The transcript is spliced from 18 exons. The record is from RefSeq and is a predicted model, not a curated record.